CCUGCUCAGUCCCAGGCAGGUCUCCUCACGCACCCGGUUCUUCCCAUUGGAGUCGGGAUUCACUAGCCGUCCUAACCGGACAUCUGCUGUUCCAGUGCGCUGUUCCCAGCGCAUCGCCCCAGAGGCAGACGCAUCUCAGCUCCGGGUGAGCAACCCCUGGGCAGUGUCGCUGUGUGGCUGUUCCCAGCCGCCCCACCCCAGAGGCGGCUGCAUCUCAGCUCGGGGUUUGUACCAGCCGGAUGCCCCAGCCAUGGGCAGAGCCACAAUGCCACAGCAGGACGCUGGGGAAAGGGAGCUCCCGCCUCAGGGCCCCCCCUGGAGAGCAGGGGGUCCUGCCACGCUGAGGGUCCUGAUCCUCGCCCUGCUCUGGAGGGGGUCCCUGUCCCAGCUGCCUGGAUUUACCCUGACGGUGCCGCAGUCGGUGUCGGUGCAGGAGGGUCUCUGCGUUCUCGUUCCCUGCACCUUCACGUACCCAGCCUCCUUCGACACCGACAAUCCCUUGGCCCAGCUCUACGGACACUGGUACAAGGAGCCUGCUACUGGCCAGGAUCUUCCCGUGGCCAGCAGUAUCUCCAGCCUGAGGGUGUCGCAGGAGACCAAGGGCCGGUUCCGGCUGACAGAGGAUCCGGCGCACGGUGACUGCUCCCUGCAAAUCAGUGAUGCCCAACGGAUGGAUGCGGGGAGAUAUUCCUUUAGCUUUGAGAAAGGCGCGUUUGAACACACUUACCGCUCCAAUUCCGAUGGCUCUGACCCUCCGCUCACGAUCUCCGUGACAGGGCUGACGGAGGAGCCAGAGAUCCAGAUCUCGCCGGCGCGGGGGCUGCCAGGGACGCUGCUGGCCGGGCAGCCGGUGACUGUGACCUGCACGGCCCCUGGGCGCUGCUCCGGGCCCCCUUCCCGAGUCACCUGGAUGGGGCCGUUCAGCGACACAGCCCGGGACAUCUCAGUCCAGCUGGCGAACGGCACCUGGGCCCACAGUUCCGCGCUCAGCUUCACGCCUGGCCUGGGGGACCACGGCAAAGAGCUCGUCUGCAGUGUCACCUACAGGCCACCACGGGGACCUUCCACCCGCAGAACCGUCCGGCUCCACGUCGGCUACCCGCCCAGGCCCCCCAACAUCACCUGGACCCUGACCAGGAACGGACGCCCCGUGCCAGAUGCGUGGGGAGCUGAGGGCGAGGUCGUGUCUCUGGAGACCCAGGAGGGCGACUCCCUGAGUCUGAGCUGUGAGCCUGGGAGCAGAGCCGAGGGCACCCUGAUCUGGGCCAAGGGGAAGGAGUCCCUGAGCCCCGGCCAGGGAGGGGCCGGGUGCCUGGAGCUGCCGAAUCUCAGCAGAGGGGAUGCAGGGGAGUAUCGAUGCUGGGCCAAGAAUUCCUACAAGUCGGCCAGCCGGGCCCUGCGUGUGCACGUGCAGAAUCCCGGCACCCUGGUGGCCAACGGCUCACAGCUCACAGCCUGGGAGGGCGACUCCCUGCGGUUCCAGCUGCUCGUCAAGUACCUGCCCGGGCCCCCCAACAUCACUGGGACCCUGACCAGGAACGGACGCCCCGACCCGCCCGGGCCCCCCAACACCACUGGGAACCAGACCAGCAUCGGACACUCCAGUGAGAGGCUGCGCUGCGAGCCCCGGGAAUCAGCGAGCGCCUCCUAG
This is a messenger RNA of Mauremys mutica (yellowpond turtle), 1651 nucleotides long. Its product is annotated as sialic acid-binding Ig-like lectin 13. The coding region runs from base 251 to 1651 and encodes 466 amino acids. The record is from RefSeq and is a predicted model, not a curated record. Lineage: Eukaryota; Metazoa; Chordata; Testudines; Geoemydidae. The transcript has 9 exons.